Molecule: messenger RNA, 2856 nt
Organism: Fundulus heteroclitus (mummichog)
Lineage: Eukaryota; Metazoa; Chordata; Actinopteri; Cyprinodontiformes; Fundulidae
Product: RING finger protein 122
Exons: 7
Coding region: 1051-1449 (132 amino acids)
Molecular function (GO): zinc ion binding
Source: RefSeq, a predicted model, not a curated record
AAAGCGGAGCUGUGAUGCAGACAGCGAAUCACAUGAGCAGGGAUCUGUUUACAAACUGAGAGCUGCAGAUGAGAAGUGGAGAAGAGAGACGAGGGAGGAGAGUAAAUGUGAGAGGGAAACAGAGGAGGAGAGAGCCUGGUUCAGAAUUAAGAUUAGUGCCGUUGUCUUCCUGUGUUACAAACCCGCCGCUGUGUGUUCUUCGUAAAGAGCAGGAAGGCAGAUGGAGGUGCUGGGAUCCGCUUUCCACAGGAGCACCGUGGGGACCGCCUGCCCCUCACCGCCUGCCCAGAUAACAGGCUGAGCUGCUGGGAAAUCCAUCCACGUCCUUUUUUCCCUUUGUCUCUCCACAGCAGGCUAUGGAAGCAAAAGAUAAGAAGAGUGACACGAGGAUCUAAAAGGAGAACACAGAGGAGGAAGUAGAAAGGAAAGCCAGUAAAACAGUCGCCGCGGUCAGCCAGAGGUUUAUACCUGGAGGAGAUCUGGAAUUGCAUCCGUGUCUCCCUUCUCAGAAGAGUCAACACCGGUUUCUUUGUCAUCCGCUGGGAAGACACAAAGGAUUACUCAGAUCUCAGCACUUGAACAGUCGACGGGAGUAUAUCACUUUGUGACGAUAAAUCAUCAGACGGAAGUGUUCAGACAAACAGUGGGUAAAUUAGUGCAUAUCUCCUUGUGAUUUAACACAAGGCCACUCAAGUCUUUGACAUCGACACUGUCAGCCUUCAAAGUAAACCCGAGCACAGGAAGCCUGCUUUCGGUUAACAACCCCAGAGAACUUCUCCAAGCAGCGGUUUCUGAGAAACUGCAGUUUGGAAGCACUGAACUUUUCCUGGGUGUGUGCCGGUCAACCAUUCGCAUGUUGGAUGCAUCCGGUUCGGUGGUGUUACGGUAGCGGGGGAAGAAAACUAAAAAGCCUUUUUAGUCAUUUCAGUUCGUACCUUUGGGACCUGCAACAAAAUGAUGUCCUGAUAGCGCAGGCCUUAACGGGCAUCUGUUCUAGACAGAAGGUGUCUGUGUGACUUUGGACUGCAGGACCCUGCCCAGUACUGCAAGAUGACAACUGAAAAUCUCUUCAACCUGCCGCUUAAUAUCUACAUCAUCAUCCUGGGCAUUGGCCUCUUCAUCCUCAUGCUCAGCCUCAUAUUCUGCUGCUACUUGUUCAGACUGAGAAGACAGGGUGCAAGAGAGCACUAUGGCUACAAUGAGGUGGUUCUAAAAGGAGCAGGAAAGAAACUGAGUCUUCUCGGUCAAACGUGUGCGGUAUGUUUGGAAGAGUUUCGCAGCAGGGAUGAGCUUGGAGUGUGCCCCUGUUCCCACGCUUUUCACAAGAAAUGUCUGCUGAAAUGGUUAGAAAUCCGGAGUGUGUGUCCAAUGUGCAACAAGUCCGUUUGUCGAGUCCAAUCCGAGCUCCAACAAACACCUGAGCAGCCACAGAGUCUCUCGGAGGUCUGAUAAAGGAGCCCCCUCCAGCAGUGCUGACCACCAUCCAUUCAGCUGAACUGUCUGACACACAGUUUUAGUAUUUUUCUCAGAUGCAAAUAUUUUUGGGGGGAGCAGAGGUUCUCUUGCAGUGAUUUUUAAAUAAAUCUCACUGUGAUCAGAUGAACAUUCCUAAAUAUAUAUAUGAAGGGGACACUGAGACACAGGGGAUAAUGGUAAUGAUAUUCCACCAAAACACCACAAUGAGUUUAUAAAUGAAAGUAAGACUGCGUAAUGUUAAACGCAGUAUCCCUGUAGUACCCCUCAGAUUGCUGACUUCAGGUUGUGUAUUGCAAACUACUUUCUUUUUGACUGACCAGGCUAAAUUGGAAACAUCUCAGUAUCCUGGAUUUAUUGCUGCAGUUUCUCGACAUAGUUUUUAUAAAAAUUGACACAGGUGCUAAACUAUAAACUUUACUGUUAUUAAAGCAGUGUUACAUGUGCAAGGCAGCCAUUCUAGUUUACUAGCUAGGGAUGUUCCCAUGACAUUGGAGAUUUGUAUCACAGAGAACGCUGACUUUCUCAGUACACGGGAUAAUGCUAAGGCUAAGGGCCUUAAAAUCAUAAAAGUGUACUGAAAGGUCCAGAAUUACUAGACUCGUUUUCAGCAACAUAUGUCACCCUGUUUAGUGCCAGCACAAAUAUUAAAUGAGUUCCCCGAGAAAUAGGGCAUGUGUUGAAGGCUAGGCAUGGCCAAAAAAAUGUUUUACAUAUAAAGGAGGCUUUUUGCUCUUUGCGGUUUUAUGACAGGUUGUUUACUGGUUGCUUUUAUGUCUUUUACAACUGAGAAUUUGAUGUGAAUCUGCUAACAACACGUUUCUUUUGAAUAACAGGUCACAUAAUUUUGUCUCCUCGGGCUUUCCACAGUACCCGCUGGAUUGAUUUCUUUUUCUUUGCCUAUAGAAACAAAACAUCAGUGUGCCCGCCAUAUUGUGAGUGGCAAGUUCGCCCUGGAAGUCAAUUUAUGCCUGGAAAAUAGAUUUCCAGAAUAAAAGGAAACACCAAACAUUUGCAUAGCUAUAGUCGACUAUAGCUGCAUUAGGAUCUAACCAUUGAACGUCAUAUACUGUGUAAUUUAUUUGAUAUUUUUUUCCAAGCUAUUGCAAGUAAGGCAAGGCAAAUUUAUUUAUAUUGCAUGUUUCAGUACAAGGACAACGAAAAGUGCUUCACAUGAUUAGUAGAUAAGGAUCUAAAUGCUUUCAAAGAAAUUACAAUCUUGAUCUCCUAUGCUAAAUAUCAGAUGUGAAAGCAUGUAACAAUUAAAAUAUUUUCAUGUGAAUUGCUGUACCUCAGUGUAUGUGUGUGUGUGUGUGUGUGUGUGUGGUACAGCAACUAGCAUAAACAUAUUUAGGUUGUUACAAUUAACAUAUAAUAUAUAUA